Messenger RNA from Candidula unifasciata, 1227 nucleotides. NCBI's taxonomy places the organism in Eukaryota, Metazoa, Mollusca, Gastropoda, Stylommatophora, Geomitridae. The record is from the annotation of a GenBank genome assembly.
AUGGCUUACCGCUUUAGAAAGCUGAAGCAAACGCUUAGAAUAAUCCCAUGUACAAAAUCUAUAGGGUUUUCUACUCGUGCCAAUGAAGGGGAUCAGUCAAAGAAUUCACCUAUAGACGGGAGCCCAGUAAGCCCAUCCCUAGACAGAAAGGAAGGUAGAGUGCCAUGUGCUACUAAUAGCGAUCAAGCAGUUUUCUGUCUGGGUGAUGGAUUUCCUAGUGUACCAACAACUUGUACUGUAAUAAGAUCGUCGAGCGAAUCAGAUUUGCAGAAUCACUUACAGCCAUUUCGCCACUGUAGAAAUGUCAACCUGCCAGCCAUGUGUAAAGACAAUGUCCAGGUGUUGCUUCCAAAAAUAUGUGAUGAAGACCCGACUGAUGAUAAAGACCUGGUCUUCACUGCAGUCAAAUCUGUCGGAUUUACAAGUGAUGACAUUCUUGUCCACCCUCGUGCUUCAUUUGUUGACAGUAACAUCAUAGUGUCCACUCGAGAACAUAUCCCAGUGGACAUCAUUACCCAUCAGCACUUUCGACGACUUGCUUAUGAAAUGGUGCUAUUUUCUCAUGACUUACCACAGUUGGACGGGACUGUCGGUGUUGACUGCGCGUCAGGGUCCCCCAUGUGUAACGGCGUUAGUCAGCCACUGUCACAUGUUUAUCAUUAUUCUGACUCUGGUUCAAAUUCCAGGCCUAAAGGAAAAAAUCAUUCAAAAGAUGGGCCCAGCCCAGAACAGUUGUUGGAAGCAAGAGAGAAGGUGGAAGGUUUGGUGAUACAUUUAUUCUCAGGUUACCAUAAUUUCAAGGUGCUACACAAAAAUGUUGUCUUGGAAAAUAAUCUCUUUGGAGACAACAAGAUUUCUGUAGGGCUAACGGCAUACAAGCUAUCUCUGCUGAAGCUUCGACUGCAAAUUCACACUCAGUUAUUCAGUACUUCGAUGGAGAUUCUGAGUGUGACAACUUUAGAGCAGACAGGAGUUAUCCGUAUACACUGGAGGCUUAAAGGUCUGCCACAAAUUCAGAACCUCAAAUUUUGGCGAUUGUUUCAGUCUCGUCCAGCCAUCAGUAAAGAAGAUUGGGAGUGGCUGGAAGCAUUUUCAUAUUUCCACAUUGGAAAAGAUGGCCUAGUUUAUAAACACAGAAUUGAUAGGAUGAUGCCAGACGACAACCAGCCUGACCUGACAGAGAAGCUGAGAGGACUCCUUAACCCUGCCAAGCCACUGGUCAACUAA